ACUGCAGGAGAGUAUCUGGGUCCUUGUGCUCUGCUUCUGCUGGCGUGCAACACAAAUCUCUGAGCUGGCCUGCUCCCUCAAUAGAACAAUGUUUUCAAACCAGCCAACAUGAAGAGCAUCCUGAAGGGCAAAAAUGUUUGUUUUUGUCACAGAUUAUGAGGCGCCUGAAGCUGGUUUGAGUAACUCUAUCGGAGCUGUACGCUGGAAUCUUCCUGAUGAAGGUCUUCAGGCUCACAGCAGGAUUCCAUUAAAACCACAGCAGAAUUACGCUGUGUUCCAGACAACUCGAAAUCCUACUUGGAAAUAACAUCUGGAAUGCUGCUCUAAGUUAGAGAUCCAUUGUGUGAACUCGGGGCCGAUCACCUGGCUCCGGUGCAGACGAAGGCCCAAAUAUCAGUGUGCAUGCAGAGCCACAUCUGGAGCAAGGCCGCAAACUCAUCCUUGAGUGGGCACAGGAGCUCAAGAAAGUUGACGACAUGAGUUCAUGGAUAUAAGAGACUUAUUUUAUGUAUAAACAUCAUGCAUUGUUUUCAUUAAGAAAAAGAUGUUAUAUGUUUAUAUUCUCCCUCCUAUAGUUGUUUAGUGAGGGCCCAUGGCGACAAGAAAGAAAUGCAUCUUGGGAGCAGAAAGAGAACAAGGUGGAUUCUGCCAAGCAUAUGGAGCAGAAGAUCAUGGAAUGGGCUAGAGAGCUACAGACUGUGUCUGGGGUUAGGAUAGUGGGUUUGACCCCAUGUGACCGCUGUGGUGUGAUGACACAACAAUUAGCCUGUUUUCUGAAGCAGCUGGAACUGAAGAAGGGGAAAAUCUUGCCUCUGUUGCCUUUUUUGGAAUUCAUUACUUGGUCUCUACUGAACCAGGACAGCCAGGGUGUUGGGUCACAGCUAUGGCUCCUCAGCAAACAGCGUACCUGGAAAACACAGACACCAAAGUACAUUCCAAACUCAGUAUGGAGAUGGAUCCGCAGUGCUUCAGUGGACAUCACACUGGACCCUAUGACAAACCACCCAUGGUUGCAGCUCUCUGAUGACAAGAGAAAGGUACAGGAAGCUCUGAAUGAAACUGAAGUGUCCUUCAGUACCCAGCGCUUCGACAGCUGGCCGUGUGUCCUGGGCUGGGAAGGGCUCACAUCUGGUCGGUACUAUUGGGAAAUUUAUAUUGCCAACAAUGGCUACUGGCGUAUUGGAGUGACUAAUGCAUCCUCCAAAAGGCACGGUCGGUGUCCCAUGAACCCCUCUGAGGGCUUCUGGACAAUAUGGAGAAGCACACGGCAGUUUUAUGCAUGCACCAAGCCGGAGAUUGAGCUACCUCUGUCACUUGUGCCCAAAAAGCUGGGAGUUUACCUGGACUAUGAAGAAGGACAGGUGUCUUUCUAUAAAGUAGAGACACGGUCACAUAUCUUUACAUUCAUCACAAAUUUCCGUUAAAAGUUGUACCCGCUUUUCGCACCACUGGAUGGACGCACACUUAUUACACUGUCCUCCACAGAAGUCACACCAGAGGCGUCCUCUCGUGAAAGUGUACAAUUCUUUUAACUUGACAAAUGUUUUAAUAGGGGAUUAAUGAGCACAGAUAAGAUGCCCUUUUAGUGCUUAAAUACAAAUACAGCUGCAAAUCAUCGUGCUCAAGAGCAGAUUGGAAAGGUGGAUAAAAUUAUUACAAUUGUCAGAUCUAAAGGAUGAGAUCCUGUGGGUACUGUGGAGUUGUUUUGGUUGUAAAUUUCAACUUAAGUACAGUUGCACAAUUCUGAGGAUUUUCACGAGUUCCCUUUUAAUGGAAAAUGAUGAAAUUUUGCAUAUCCUAAGACCGCUCUGGUGUCAAUGUGUGCAAAGUUUUGUGAAUUUUAAAUGCUGUACCCACAAUGCACAGGUUAAUUAGUCCUUGUGGCGUAUAGCUAACAACGUGAUAAAUCAAUAUUCUUAAAAUCAUUUUUGUAAGGUAUGCUUCUGAAUGAUAUUCUAAAUUUUAUCUAAAUCAAAAAUGCCUAAGGAGGAGUACAGUGGAGUAUGUUUUUUAGAAAACGUCUAUAUAUAAUUCAUAAAAAACAUUUGAUCGUAAGCCACUUUAUUAUUAACAAUAAUGCAAGUUUGCUUAAUACAGUACCAUCUACUGUGGAAAUAAGGUGUGUACACUUAGUGGGUGCGAUUUGAAACCAUCCUAUUAAAUUUAGAGUAUUAUGUAUCCAGGAUGGUUUCGGAAGCUUUGCUGCUUGGAGUGCCAACAAUGAAUACUUUAAGAGAUUCAUAAAAGUACUUUACAAGCACCCUGUGAUUAUCUACACGCUCCAAAUUGAUAGUUGUAACACACAGAACAAUGUUUUUUAAGUAAAUACAAUGUAAUCAUUUUAUUAUGAAUCUUA
This is a messenger RNA of Cyprinus carpio (common carp), 2356 nucleotides long. RefSeq names its product butyrophilin subfamily 1 member A1. Gene Ontology annotation, molecular function: protein binding. Lineage: Eukaryota; Metazoa; Chordata; Actinopteri; Cypriniformes; Cyprinidae. The coding region runs from base 657 to 1424 and encodes 255 amino acids. The transcript is spliced from 9 exons. The record is from RefSeq and is a predicted model, not a curated record.